UUUUUUGAUUGCGUAGUGACGCCAUUGAAGCGGCUCAUCACUCAUAUGAUAGUGUGGCUUAUUCUUACCUCUAGAGUGCAACUUGCAAACCCUAGUUUUCAUCUCUCUCUAUUAUAUAUCACUACCCUCUGGGGCUUGCUUUAGAUUCUCUUCUCUUCUUUAUUAUUCUUCUCUUUGAUUGUGACACAUCUGGUUUCUUACCUCUGUCUUUCCCAAGCACCUCGUAGGUUCUGUUCUUUUACGUCACUAGGUGAUCGUUGAUCAUCAGUGACUCUGUUUUGCGAAAUUCUGCUUCAGAUUUGUUGAAAAAAGAGUUGAAUUAUGAGUGGAGCUGUUCUUGUUGCUAUUGCUGCUGCUAUUGGAAACUUGUUACAAGGAUGGGACAACGCAACUAUUGCAGGAGCUGUGUUGUACAUAAAAAAGGAGUUUCAUCUAGAGAGUAACCCAUCAAUGGAAGGUCUAAUUGUGGCCAUGUCACUUAUCGGUGCUACUCUGAUCACAACAUGGUCCGGAGGAGUAGCUGAUUGGCUUGGUCGCCGUCCCAUGCUGAUACUCUCCUCAGUUCUCUACUUCGUCGGUUCUCUAGUUAUGCUUUGGUCUCCAAACGUUUACGUGCUGCUCUUAGGAAGGUUGCUAGAUGGGUUUGGGGUCGGUCUUGUGGUCACGCUUGUUCCUAUCUAUAUAUCUGAAACCGCACCUCCCGAGAUAAGGGGACUGCUGAACACGCUUCCGCAGUUCACUGGCUCCGGAGGGAUGUUCUUGUCUUACUGCAUGGUUUUCGGAAUGUCUUUGAUGCCAUCUCCUAGCUGGAGGUUGAUGCUCGGUGUCCUUUUUGUGCCUUCGCUUGUUUUUUUCUUCCUCACGAUCUUCUUCUUGCCUGAGUCUCCGAGGUGGUUGGUGAGCAAAGGUCGAAUGCUUGAAGCAAAGAGGGUUCUUCAGAGGCUACGUGGUCGCGAAGAUGUGACCGGUGAGAUGGCUUUGUUGGUUGAGGGACUUGGGAUUGGAGGUGAAACAACCAUAGAGGAAUACAUAAUCGGACCUGCGGAUGAUGUAGCUGAUGAUAAUGACAUAGCUGUGGAUAAGGAUCAGAUUAAGCUGUACGGUGCGGAAGAAGGACUUAGUUGGGUUGCUAGGCCGGUCAAAGGAGGAAGCACAGUGAGUGUUCUGUCUCGCCAUGGAAGUACGAUGAGCAGGAGGCAAGGCUCGUUGAUUGAUCCACUCGUCACGCUGUUCGGGAGCGUUCACGAGAAGAUGCCGGAGACUGGAAGCAUGAGGAGCGCCUUGUUCCCACAUUUCGGGAGUAUGUUCAGCGUUGGAGGUAACCAGCCGAGGAACGAGGAGUGGGAUGAAGAGAAUCUCGUCGGAGAAGGUGAGGAUUAUCCAACGGACCGUGGAGAAGAUUCGGAUGAUGAGCUUCACUCUCCUUUGAUCUCACGUCAAACGACGAGCAUGGAGAAAGACAUGCACGCAGGUCAUGGACCUCUUUCUACUUUCAGACAUGGGAGCCAAGUGCAGGGAGCUCACGGGGAAGGAGGAGGAGCGGGGAGUAUGGGGAUUGGAGGUGGAUGGCAAGUGGCGUGGAAAUGGACUGAGAGGGAAGAUGAGUCAGGGCAGAAAGAAGGUGGGUUUAAGAGGAUUUACUUGCAUCAAGAAGGCUUCCCUGGAUCACGACGCGGCUCCAUUGUUUCAUUGCCUGGAGGAGGGGAAGGAACCGGUGAGGCAGAGUUUGUACAAGCGUCUGCUUUGGUUAGCCAACCGGCUCUUUACUCCAAAGACCUCCUCAGAGAACAUACGAUUGGUCCUGCCAUGGUUCAUCCGUCAGCAACAGCUAAAGGGUCACUUUGGCAUGAUCUUCAGGAUCCUGGUGUCAAACGUGCACUUUUCGUUGGAGUUGGUCUUCAGAUACUUCAGCAGUUCUCAGGGAUCAAUGGAGUUCUUUAUUACACACCUCAAAUCCUAGAGCAGGCAGGCGUUGGGAUUCUGUUAUCAAACUUGGGGAUUAGUUCUUCCUCAUCAUCUCUACUUAUAAGUGCAUUGACAACCUUUGUGAUGUUACCUGCAAUAGCUGUUGCAAUGAGGCUCAUGGAUCUCUCUGGUCGAAGGACGUUGCUGCUCACUACGAUUCCAAUCUUAAUAGCAUCUCUAAUAGUCUUAGUAAUCUCGAAUCUAGUCCACAUGAACAGCGUUGUCCAUGCAGUCUUAUCAACAGUAAGCGUCGUUCUCUACUUCUGUUUCUUCGUGAUGGGUUUCGGUCCUACUCCAAACAUCCUCUGCUCGGAGAUCUUCCCAACUCGAGUACGUGGGAUCUGCAUCGCCAUUUGCGCGCUCACGUUCUGGAUAUGUGACAUUAUCGUCACUUACAGUCUCCCUGUGCUGCUUAAAUCCAUCGGGCUUGCUGGUGUGUUUGGCAUGUAUGCAGUCGUCUGUUGCAUCUCGUGGGGAUUUGUGUACCUUAAAGUCCCUGAAACUAAAGGUAUGCCGCUUGAAGUCAUUACUGAGUUCUUCUCUAUUGGAGCUAGACAAGCUGAAGCUGACAAAACCAACUGAGAAAACUAAAAGACAGGAAGGAGUUUCAAGUUUGUAAUGUUACCAUGUUGGUGUGGAUUUGUUGUUGUCUUUCUACUUUGUGCAGUAAUAAUCAUCUCCCUCUCUGUUUCUUCUCCCUCUUGUGGGGAGAAAAAAAAGAUUCAGACUUUCAAUUACAAAUCUCUUUAUUAUCACU
Molecule: messenger RNA, 2722 nt
Organism: Raphanus sativus (radish)
Lineage: Eukaryota; Viridiplantae; Streptophyta; Magnoliopsida; Brassicales; Brassicaceae
Product: monosaccharide-sensing protein 2
Exons: 6
Coding region: 322-2547 (741 amino acids)
Biological process (GO): transmembrane transport
Cellular component (GO): membrane
Molecular function (GO): myo-inositol:proton symporter activity
Source: RefSeq, a predicted model, not a curated record